Molecule: messenger RNA, 1784 nt
Organism: Prunus mume (Japanese apricot)
Lineage: Eukaryota; Viridiplantae; Streptophyta; Magnoliopsida; Rosales; Rosaceae
Product: GTP binding Elongation factor Tu family protein
Biological process (GO): translational elongation
Molecular function (GO): GTP binding; translation elongation factor activity; GTPase activity
Source: RefSeq, a predicted model, not a curated record
CCCAAGCCUCUCAUUCUCUUCAUCCUCUCCUCCCUCACUCUUCAGACUCAAGUCGGCGGCGAGAGAGAUCCCCCCAUAUAUUCUUCACUUUGAGUUUCUUGAGAUAUCUUGCUGAAAUUCCAUCAUGGGUAAAGAGAAGUUUCACAUCAACAUUGUGGUCAUUGGCCAUGUCGACUCCGGGAAAUCAACCACCACCGGUCACUUGAUCUACAAGCUUGGUGGUAUUGACAAGCGUGUUAUUGAGAGGUUUGAGAAGGAGGCUGCUGAGAUGAACAAGAGGUCAUUCAAGUAUGCCUGGGUGUUGGACAAGCUCAAGGCUGAGCGGGAACGUGGUAUUACUAUUGAUAUUGCCUUGUGGAAGUUUGAGACCACCAAGUACUACUGCACAGUUAUUGAUGCUCCUGGACAUCGUGACUUUAUCAAGAACAUGAUUACUGGAACCUCCCAGGCUGAUUGUGCUGUCCUCAUUAUUGAUUCCACCACUGGUGGUUUUGAAGCUGGUAUUUCCAAGGAUGGUCAGACCCGUGAGCAUGCUUUGCUUGCUUUUACUCUUGGUGUCAAGCAGAUGAUUUGCUGCUGUAACAAGAUGGAUGCCACCACUCCCAAGUACUCAAAGGCAAGGUACGAUGAAAUUGUGAAGGAAGUCUCAUCCUAUCUUAAGAAGGUUGGGUACAACCCAGAUAAAAUUGCCUUUGUCCCCAUUUCUGGAUUUGAGGGUGAUAACAUGAUUGAGAGGUCCACUAACCUUGACUGGUACAAGGGUCCCACCCUUCUUGAGGCCCUUGACUUGAUCAAUGAGCCCAAGAGGCCCUCAGACAAGCCCCUCCGACUCCCACUUCAGGAUGUGUACAAGAUUGGUGGCAUUGGUACUGUACCUGUUGGACGUGUUGAGACUGGUGUUGUGAAGCCUGGUAUGGUUGUUACUUUUGGUCCCACUGGACUGACAACUGAAGUUAAGUCUGUUGAGAUGCACCAUGAAGCUCUCCAGGAGGCUUUUCCAGGUGACAAUGUUGGAUUCAACGUCAAGAAUGUUGCUGUCAAGGAUCUCAAACGUGGUUUUGUUGCUUCAAACUCCAAAGAUGAUCCUGCAAAGGAGGCUGCCAACUUUACCUCUCAGGUCAUCAUCAUGAACCACCCUGGCCAGAUUGGAAAUGGAUAUGCUCCAGUUCUUGACUGCCACACCUCCCACAUUGCUGUCAAGUUUUCUGAGAUCUUGACAAAGAUUGAUAGGCGAUCUGGUAAGGAGAUUGAGAAGGAGCCCAAGUUCUUGAAGAAUGGAGAUGCUGGUAUGGUGAAGAUGAUUCCAACCAAGCCCAUGGUUGUUGAGACGUUCUCUGAGUACCCGCCACUUGGUCGUUUUGCCGUGAGGGACAUGCGACAGACAGUUGCUGUUGGUGUCAUCAAGAGUGUUGAGAAGAAGGAUCCAACCGGUGCCAAGGUCACCAAGGCUGCAGCAAAGAAGAAGUGAGAUGUGUUUUACCGUGCCCUUGAGCUAGGCUAGUUUUGUCCAAUGCUGUUUCUUUUCAAUUGUUUGGUGUUAUUAUGGAAGUUUUGUGGACAGUUUUGAAUGUUUACAUCGUAGUACUCUACCAACCCCUUGUAAGGGUUGUGGAGGAGCUGAGCAGUUGGAUCAUCCUCCGGUUGCUCUGCUAGCUGUGUUGUAGGCUCCUCGUGUUUUCGUUUUAUACAUUGAGAUGAGUUGUGUAGUUGAACAACUUCGUAUUAAUGUUUGCAGCUUCUGUUUUUGUGUUUUAACUUCGAUUUUUCCUCAGAUUUUUGAUAUU